Molecule: messenger RNA, 4656 nt
Organism: Globicephala melas (long-finned pilot whale)
Lineage: Eukaryota; Metazoa; Chordata; Mammalia; Artiodactyla; Delphinidae
Gene: KCNH7
Product: potassium voltage-gated channel subfamily H member 7
Biological process (GO): potassium ion transmembrane transport; membrane repolarization during action potential
Cellular component (GO): plasma membrane
Molecular function (GO): inward rectifier potassium channel activity
Source: RefSeq, a predicted model, not a curated record
CGGUGCGAGGCCCCCUCCGGAAGGUGAGGGGAAUGGAUUGGACUCCGGUGGGGAAAGCGGGUGUCUAGAAGUGGUGCUAAUGGGAAGAGAUUUCUGGUUUCAAAAGAGGAUGCUCUGCCACAAAGAGCGGCUCGCGCGCUGGCCUGGGCUCUAGCCGAGGAGAGAUCCCGGGAGAACUCCGGAGCUCGCGGGGAGCGCUCCUCGGAAGACCGGGGUCAACAUGCCUGUUCGCAGGGGGCAUGUGGCACCACAAAACACAUUUUUGGGGACAAUCAUACGGAAAUUUGAAGGGCAAAAUAAAAAAUUUAUCAUUGCAAAUGCCAGAGUGCAGAACUGUGCCAUCAUCUACUGCAACGAUGGGUUCUGCGAGAUGACUGGUUUCUCCAGGCCAGAUGUCAUGCAAAAGCCAUGCACCUGCGACUUCCUCCAUGGGCCCGAGACCAAGAGGCAUGAUAUUGCCCAAAUUGCCCAGGCGUUGCUGGGGUCAGAGGAGAGGAAAGUGGAGGUCACCUACUAUCACAAAAAUGGUUCUACUUUCAUUUGUAACACUCACAUCAUUCCAGUGAAAAACCAAGAGGGCGUGGCUAUGAUGUUCAUCAUUAAUUUUGAAUAUGUGACAGAUGAAGAAAAUUCUGCUUCCCCAGAGAGGCUAAAUACAAUAUUACCAGUCAAAACUGUAAACCGGAAACUUUUUGGGUUCAAGUUCCCUGGUCUGAGAGUUCUCACUUACAGAAAGCAGUCUUUACCACAAGAAGAUCCCGAUGUGGUAGUGAUCGAUUCAUCUAAGCACAGCGAUGAUUCCGUAGCCAUGAAGCACUUUAAGUCUCCUACUAAAGAAAGCUGCAGCCCCUCGGAAGCAGAUGAUACAAAAGCCUUGAUACAGCCCAGCAAAUGUUCCCCCUUGGUGAAUAUAUCCGGACCUCUUGACCAUUCCUCUCCCAAAAGGCAAUGGGACCGACUCUAUCCCGACAUGCUGCAGUCAAGCUCCCAGCUGACUCAUUCCAGAUCAAAGGAAAGCAUUUGUAGUAUACGGAGGGCUUCAUCGGUUCAGGAUAUAGAAGGAUUCAGUGUCCACCCCAAGAACAUAUUUAGAGACCGACAUGCCAGUGAAGACAAUGGUCGCAAUGUUAAAGUUUCACGUUCCUGGAUGGCAGGGGGGCCUUUUAAUCAUAUCAAGUCAAGCCUCCUGGGAUCCACGUCGGAUUCAAACCUCAACAAAUACAGCACCAUUAACAAGAUUCCACAGCUCACUCUGAAUUUUUCAGAUGUCAAAACUGAAAAAAAGAACACAUCCCCUCCUUCUUCAGAUAAAACCAUUAUUGCACCCAAAGUUAAAGAUCGAACACACAAUGUGACAGAGAAAGUUACCCAGGUUCUCUCUUUAGGAGCAGACGUCCUACCAGAAUAUAAACUGCAGACACCACGCAUCAACAAGUUUACAAUAUUGCACUACAGUCCUUUCAAGGCCGUCUGGGAUUGGCUUAUUCUGCUGUUGGUCAUAUACACUGCUAUAUUCACUCCCUACUCUGCAGCCUUUCUCCUCAAUGACAGAGAAGAACAGAAAAGACGAGAAUGUGGCUAUUCCUGUAGCCCUUUGAAUGUGGUAGACUUGAUUGUGGAUAUUAUGUUUAUCAUAGAUAUUCUAAUAAACUUCAGAACAACAUAUGUAAAUCAAAAUGAAGAAGUGGUAAGUGAUCCAGCCAAAAUAGCAAUACACUACUUCAAAGGCUGGUUCCUGAUUGACAUGGUUGCAGCAAUUCCUUUUGACUUGCUGAUUUUUGGAUCUGGUUCUGAUGAGACAACAACACUAAUUGGUCUUUUGAAGACAGCUCGACUCCUUCGUCUUGUGAGAGUGGCCCGAAAACUUGAUCGAUAUUCAGAAUAUGGGGCUGCUGUUCUAAUGCUCUUAAUGUGCAUAUUUGCCCUGAUUGCUCACUGGCUGGCUUGCAUUUGGUAUGCGAUUGGGAACGUAGAAAGGCCCUACCUGACUGACAAAAUCGGAUGGUUGGAUUCCUUAGGACAACAAAUUGGGAAACGUUACAAUGACAGUGACUCAAGUUCUGGGCCAUCCAUUAAAGACAAAUAUGUCACAGCACUUUAUUUUACCUUCAGCAGUUUAACGAGUGUAGGAUUUGGGAAUGUGUCGCCUAACACCAAUUCGGAGAAAAUCUUUUCAAUUUGUGUCAUGUUGAUUGGCUCACUAAUGUAUGCAAGCAUUUUUGGGAACGUAUCAGCAAUUAUCCAAAGACUAUACUCCGGAACUGCCAGGUACCACAUGCAGAUGCUGCGAGUAAAAGAGUUCAUUCGCUUUCACCAAAUCCCCAACCCUCUGAGGCAACGGCUUGAAGAAUAUUUCCAGCAUGCAUGGACUUACACCAAUGGCAUUGACAUGAACAUGGUCCUAAAGGGUUUCCCAGAAUGUUUACAAGCUGACAUUUGUCUACAUCUCAACCAGACUUUGCUGCAAAACUGCAAAGCCUUUCGAGGGGCAAGUAAAGGUUGCCUUAGAGCUUUGGCAAUGAAGUUCAAGACCACCCAUGCACCUCCAGGAGAUACCCUGGUUCACUGUGGGGACGUCCUCACUGCACUUUAUUUCUUAUCCAGAGGCUCCAUUGAAAUCCUCAAAGAUGACAUUGUGGUAGCUAUUCUGGGAAAAAAUGAUAUAUUUGGAGAAAUGGUUCAUCUUUAUGCCAAACCUGGAAAGUCUAAUGCAGAUGUAAGAGCUCUCACGUACUGUGACUUGCAUAAGAUCCAGAGAGAAGACUUGCUAGAGGUUUUGGACAUGUAUCCUGAGUUUUCUGAUCACUUUCUCACAAACCUAGAGUUGACUUUCAACCUAAGGCAUGAAAGUGCAAAGGCUGAUCUCUUAUUACAAUCCCAGUCCAUGAAUGAUUCUGAAGGAGACAACUGUAAACUACGCAGAAGGAGAUUGUCAUUUGAUAGUGAAGGAGAGAAAGAUUUUGGCAAAGGAAGCACUACAAAUGAUCCCGAAGACUCUGUAGAUACCAUAAGACAUUAUCAGAGGUCCAAGAAACACUUUGAAGAGAAAAAAAGCAGAUCUUCAUCUUUCAUCUCCUCUAUUGACGAUGAACAAAAGCCUCUCUUCUCAGGAAUUGUAGAUUCUCCUCCAGGAAUAGGGAAAGUAACUGGACUUGAUCUUGAAGAAACAGUACCCACCUCAGGAAGAAUUCCCAUAGAUAAAAGAAGUCACUCUUGCAAAGAUAUCGCUGACACCAGAAGCUGGGAAAGAGAGACUGCCGGAACUCAGGCUGAUGAGUCUAGUCCCUCAGCGCUUCCGCGAGCUGCCUGGGGCAUCUCUGAAACCGAAAGUGACCUCGCCUACGGAGAAGUGGAGCAAAGAUUAGAUCUGCUCCAAGAACAGCUUAACAGACUUGAAUCCCAAAUGACUGCAGACGUCCAGACCAUCUUACAGCUGCUGCAGAAACAAACCACUGUGGUCCCCCCAGCCUACAGUAUGGUAACUACAGGAACAGAGUAUCAGAGACCCGUCAUCCGCCUGAUGAGAACCAGUCAUCCGGUAGCAUCCAUCAAGACGGAUCGAAGUUUCAGUCCUUCCUCACAAAACAUCUGGGAAUGAGCCCUGUAAUCUCCAUCUUAAACAAGCUCCCCAACCCUGACCUUCACUCCCGAUUCUUUUGCUCAUUUAAACUUUGGGAACAAUGGACCUAGAAGAAUGAUCUUAAAACACUAGUAUUUUUUUUUUAAAGAAAAAGCUUUUUUUCAAAUAUCGAUCUACUUAAGUUUAUAAAUGGUAGAGCUUUGAAAGCUAAGGAUUAGCCCUGGGUCCAAAAAAUGCUUCAAAUAAAGGUUUGUAAUUUGCUCUAGUGACAAGAGGCACCCUUGAGCAGGGUCUCAGGAAGGAAGGGGCAGAGAAAUAGCAGCAAUAACAAGCAAUAGCAAGACCUGAGAUCCAAGUGUAAUCAGACUAGUAACCACAUCUGUGCCCCACCCAUCACCAGGGAGCUCUAAACUUUUCUCACCUUGGUGAUGGUAAGAGGAAUGUUAGUGUCCUUAUCUUUCCUCUGAAGUCCUGUGAGGAACCCUUUGAAUUAUGUUAAUAUGAAAAGUCCAACUCCUUUGGAAUUCUAUUUUGGGAAUCAUUCUUAAUUACUUAAACACUGUGGCCAAACUGGACCUAAGAACAAUGAUUUAAACAAGAAUUUACAGAACUAUCUUGUAAAAACUUUUUUAGACGUUUGGGAAUUGAGUGCAAAAUGCUCUGGGGAAUGAAACUAUAUUAAUAGCACGAGGUAAUGUGACUGAAGGAAAAUAAUGCAAUUUUUCUAAAAUAUGAAAGCAUAAUUUAUCUCGAGUUUUGAAUGGCUGAGAAACAUGCAAAACCAUGUACUUUGUUUUUUGCUUUCAGUGGAUUUAGAUAAUAUUUUCUGCCAAGGGAUGGGUGAUUUUCCUUCCUUUCUUUUUUCUUUCUCCUUGUUCUCCAAAUGUACUCACCCAAUGACCCACCUUUUUGAUCCCAGUUUUGUUGGGAAUUUUGAAUUAAAACGCAUCUGGAAAACUCAAUGUGAAAUAUUGUGUUUAAAAUAAUAAUAAUAAUAAUCUGAUAUGGCUUCAAAGUAAAAUUAAAGAUCUUGGAAUGGUUAUAUAGGAUUAUCUAAACUGAUACCUGACCUUCAG